Messenger RNA from Talaromyces proteolyticus, 622 nucleotides. RefSeq lists its product as uncharacterized. The transcript has a single exon. The record is from RefSeq and is a predicted model, not a curated record. NCBI's taxonomy places the organism in Eukaryota, Fungi, Ascomycota, Eurotiomycetes, Eurotiales, Trichocomaceae. Bases 307 to 510 code for a protein of 67 amino acids.
CUUUUGUUUCAGCUGAUUAUUAUUAUCAUUAUUAUUUAGAUAAAUUUUUCUCUGCGAUAUGCGUGCAUCGAUGCGCUGAUUUCACCCACUGACGGAUCAUAUAGUGAUAUCUGUCGUUUUAUGACCAGUCCAUUAUCCCCGGUCACUUCUUCCAUUUCGUCUUUGAAGCCACCAUUGCUCGCUUUAAGAUUUUGGCAUAUAAUUCGAAUCUAACGAGAAAUAAUUGGUCGAACAUGUGUCACAUACAUUAGAGAUAUUUCCAAUCGAAUCAGAUCCCAUGGGUCACAUCCAAACGAGUCCGGUUGCAUGGAAAUCCGUAGCCAACGUCUCUACGGUGGUGUCCUAUCAAGGGGGAGCAUUCGCAUCAACGUAAUUUCAUACAUUUUAGCUUUGUACCACAUCGGAUACGUCAACAUGCAAGGAUGCGCUGUCCUUUUUUCCUUGGGUACAAAUUCCUGUGGCGCCAUAUUUGAAGAAGACUUUCCCAUUUGCUCGUUUCCUCAGAAAUAGAUGUUGGAAUGGUUUGGGUCAUUUAUGCUACGUGUAUCCAUUAAAGGACAAAGACUCGGAUUUUCCAAUACUAUUUGGUCCAGCAUACCUUGAAUAAGUUAAAUUAGUAGGC